UGUUCUCACGCUCGGAUCAGUCCGAGUUAAACUGGAGUCUCAUCUGUCCACGCUGAGCGGCUUCACUAUGAACACACAUGGUAUUUACUAACAGCCUGUGCAGCGCAGAGCGUCUGUUUUCAAAGAUUUUGAAAUGAAGAAGGACAUUGAUACUCUAAUAGCUGAAGAACGGGCUGAGAUCAUCAAAAAAUAUGAGAAGGGCAGGCAGGAGGGUGUGCACAUUAACCCCUGGGAGGAUGCCGACUACAGCAUCUACAAGGUCACGGACCGCUUCGGUUUCCUGCAUGAAGAGGAACUGCCGACACCGACCGCAGCGGAGGAUAAGUACAAACUCCAGGAGGUUGAAAGAGAGGAAAAAUGGGUGAAGAUGGUGAAAAAGUGGGACAAGUACCGCAACAGUGAAAAGAUGAUGAAGCGGGUAUACAAGGGGAUUCCCUUGAAGCUGCGCGGUCAGGCCUGGGCUCUGCUGCUGGACGUGGAAAAGGUGAAAGAGGCGAAUUGCAGGAAGUACGAGAAAAUGAAGGAACAAGCCAAGAAGUAUUCGACAGAAAUUAAGCAGAUUGAUUUGGAUGUCAACAGGACCUUCAGAAACCAUAUCAUGUUCAUGGAACGCUUUGGGGUCAACGUAUUCGGUCUACAACACGGUAAGAGGCUACUGACCAAUCAGAAACAUGCCAUGCAUGGAUUCUUCAUCCCGGGGUUUCCCAAACUCCAGCGAUUUCAGGUUCAUCAUGACCAAAUACUGUCCAAACUCCUUCCCAAACUCAGGAAACACUUGGAUAAGGAACAGAUGUCCACUGGUAUCUACACAACCAAAUGGUUCCUUCAGUGUUUUAUUGACAGGACACCCUUUACACUCACCCUGCGCCUUUGGGACAUCUACAUAUUAGAAGGAGAAAAAGUUCUAACCGCCAUGGCCUAUACGCUCCUCAAAUUGCACAAAAAGCAUCUUCUGAAGAUGUCUCUGGAGGACUUGAGGGAGUUUCUGCAGGAGCGUAUUGCUUCUUCCUUCAGCAUGAGCGAUGAUGCUGUUAUUGAGCACCUACAGUUGUCUAUGUCAGAACUCCGCAGGAUGAAGCUUGACCUCCCUGCUCCAGCCAAGGGAGAUGAGUUCCCAAAGAUACCCCUGGGCGAGGAGCGUUCAAUAGUACUGCUUCCAGUAAUCAAGACUGAGUGUGUACCCUUACCACCAUCAGCACACAACAGUCAAACCUCAAACAAGCUUCAGACAGAAGACACCACCACCCACAAGCAGAGCAAAGAAAAAUACAUCCCUACCAUUACCUCAUCUUCCCCUCUUUCAAAGCACACCCACUCAACUUCCAACUCUUUACUGUCACAAGCUACACCUGAAGAACCAGGGACCACGGUGAAGAAUGAAGACAGUGCACCUGUACAAAGACCAGAUAAUCUACUACACCCAGAAUCUGCACUGUUUUCAGCAGAGACACUUUCGUUGAAGAAUGAAUGUGUUAGUAGAACCCUAUCAGCGGUGUCUGAAGAUUGGCCUCCUCCGUACCAGCCACCCAUAACAGAUUCAUCCAGUAUCCACUCUUUCAAUCUCCCAGAACUACCUCCUCCACCUCUUCCCUGUACAAAAGAAGGGUUUGAGCUUUCACCUCUAGAAGAGGAUGUCCCAUUUUGCCUUCCUCCACCACCACCACCAAUUACCCAACCUUUGGAUCUCAUCUUAGAAGAUCCAUCUUCAUCACCUUCCUCGUAUAGAUCCUAUCGGCAGCUAAGCAAGUUUCCGGUCAACCUUUAUGUGCCACCAUCAUCAGGUGACCGGAGACCUUCCAACACCUCGCAUUACGACAACCUCUCAGAAGAGGAGGAUCUGUCUGUGGAGAGGCUGCUGGAGAUGGUGGCCACAUUGCCGCAAAACUCAAACUUGAGUCUCAUGAACACCACCCUUCCCCUUCCUCCAGAAGAUGCCAUGUCUCUUCCUCUACCGCCCCCAUCUAUGUUCUUCUACACGCCUGAAUCUUCGCCACUCCCUCCACAUCCUUCAUGCAUUGAGGCGGCAAACAGUUGGGUGACUCCAGACUGCAUUUUUCCCCAACCACCUAUUGACUUUGCAGAUAAACCCAACCUUGUAUCUUUAGUCCCGUGCAAUCAGGUGGUUCCAAACCAGACUGAUCAAGAUGGGAGUCAGUCACAGCUCCCAAGACUACCGCCCAAAAAAUCACGACCCACAAUGCUCUCUCCUGUACACUCUGAUUCAGACUUCUGUCGAAUGCAUGUUUCAAGUCAUUAGUUGCUGGAGUCACACUUAAGUAGUGUGAACUGAAGGCAUGUUUCCAUCGUUUGGACUUUUGUGCUUCGAUGAUAUCAAGUGAACAUAUUUCAAUAUUUUAGGUGUUGCAAUGUGUGUUAUAUAUGACUGAUCUAAACAGAAUGCUAGAAUGUGUUUUAUCAGUGUGUCAUGCAAAAGUGAUGUACCGGAAUCUCCUUUUCUUAGGUGAAGCAUUAUAGUUGUAGCAGUUAUCAGAAUAACCAUUUAGCUAGUUGAGUAACCAAUCUUCUAGGUAGUCGUCAUGUGGUUUGAAAUUAUAUCUUUAAUUUGUUUAGUAUUUGAGUUACUGAUAUUUCCACUGGUCAACACAGAAUACGUGACAUUCACCAUUAUUUUGUUUGUGUCUCUGUUGUUUUCUGGGAGAUAUUAUGUUCCCCGCAAUUAGAUCAGUUGUUAUUUCUUUCUUAUGUUUUAUUGGUUGGUUUUAUAUCUUGGUGCAAUUGUGUUUUCUUUUUAAACUUUGGUUAUAUUAUGAAAAUGCAUCUAACGAUGCACAUUAAAUAUGAAGAUGUUGUGGAAAUGUAAACAAGGAUCUUACCACACUGACAUAAGUUCCCUGAUUACAUUGAAAGGGCAUUUUUCAGUGGUCUCUGAUUUGCUCAAAAAGGAAAUUCCUUCAACUGUAAACCUUAGUGCUGUGUACUGCCCUCUUUCGCCAUCUUGUGGAAGAUGAUGAAGCACAGCUUGGUCAAAAAUUAUAUACUGGGAAAUACAGCCACCACACUGAAUGUUAAAAUGAAGAAACUGUAUAUUCAAGGUCAUUUAAUGGCUUUGUUGUGUAAUUGUAAAUAGAACAGGUUUGAUUUGUACUUUGUUGUUUGUAUUC
Messenger RNA from Sinocyclocheilus grahami, 3122 nucleotides. RefSeq names its product USP6 N-terminal-like protein. Bases 134 to 2257 code for a protein of 707 amino acids. Gene Ontology annotation, biological process: regulation of GTPase activity. Gene Ontology annotation, molecular function: GTPase activator activity; small GTPase binding. The transcript has 14 exons. NCBI's taxonomy places the organism in Eukaryota, Metazoa, Chordata, Actinopteri, Cypriniformes, Cyprinidae. The record is from RefSeq and is a predicted model, not a curated record.